This is a messenger RNA of Aethalodelphis obliquidens (Pacific white-sided dolphin), 5900 nucleotides long. It is a transcript of the gene RIPOR1, whose product is annotated as RHO family interacting cell polarization regulator 1. The transcript is spliced from 22 exons. The coding region runs from base 1600 to 5577 and encodes 1325 amino acids. Gene Ontology annotation, cellular component: cytoplasm. Lineage: Eukaryota; Metazoa; Chordata; Mammalia; Artiodactyla; Delphinidae. The record is from RefSeq and is a predicted model, not a curated record.
UGGAGUGGUGGCUGCAGAUCCAGGCUGGGGAGAAGGGUGUGCAAGGAAGGUAGAGAAGAGAAGGUAGGUGGGAACUGGCAGACAGAAAGGAAGCAGAGGCGGAUUGUGAGCUCCGUGCAGGGCAAUGUCUGUGCAAUUCCAGCUGUUAUCUCCAGAGACUUGCAUAGGGUUGUCACUUGGUAAAUAGUUGAAUAAAUGAGCUGAGGUCUCAAGAGGUCACAGGUAGAAGGCAGGUGAGGUGGGGGUGAUGGAGAUGUGGUUCUGAUUUAGGAAAGGGUCAUUCCAGAGCCAGGUGAUGAGACUGAGGUGUUCCCAUGGAGGGUGGCUGCACGGAGCAGAGAGGCCAGUGUUGGGUGGGCAAUCCAUGGGAAUGCAUAGCUGCCAGCAUAGGGUGCACAGCAUCCAGUCUUCAAGGAGGGAGGGGGAGAGAGCAUUUCUCAAACUAGGAUCCUUGGACAUUUUGCAUCUGAAUCUGUAGGGGGGUGGUGGGCUGGUUGGAAAUGCAGAUCCCUGGGCCCACCCCAGUCUCUUGGGGAAAAAGUAAGCCCAGUGCAGCAGAAUUGAGCAUCAAGGAGCAAGAGUGUUUAUGGGGUGGGGGAGCACCCAGGCCAUCUGAGAGGAUGAGAUGCUCAAUGGGCCCUGAGUAUGGUGGCCUUUAUCCAGGCUAGAGUUGGAUAGGGAUAGUCAAUAAAGAGAUACUGGGGGCAAGAAAGGGCCAACAGCAAGGGGAUUCAGCCCAUGUGAGGUGGGGGCCAGAAGGAUGGGGCCUCUGCCCUAGGAUGCAGCUUCUGCCAGAGAGAAGGCCCUGAUUGGGGAAUGGGACCGGAUCCUCUAUCCUGUGGCCUGGGGGUAGAGAGGGUGUCCAGACUGAGCAUCCCCUCUGAGGGUGGAGGGAUGGGGGUGGUGCAGGGUGCUAUGGGACUCUCUGCACCCAGUUGCUUCUCUUCCUUCUCUCGGUGGCAACACAUAAUAUGGGGUUGAUCCAGUCCCCCACUUUUAGCUCCUUCUCAGCCUCCAAACCCCCUCAUGCUCAGUGCUUCUCUGCCGUCCUUUGGCACAGCCCCUACACUUAGCACCCCCAGCCCUUCCUUCUACUCUCUCAGCCCCUGCUCUCUAGCCUUCACACACUCAGAACCCCAACUCUCAGCCCUCUGUCCAGCUCUCUCUCAGCACUCCUCAACAGCCACACUAUGAGCCCCCUGUGCUAACUGCACCCAAUUCAGCCCCACACGGUGUCCUCACUCUGUUUAUCCCUCCAUAUUCACCGCCGCCCUCGACUCCCUUUACCCACACUCCUGACCCAGCCGAGAAGACCCCUGUCAGUCCCCUGCCUGUGGGGAACCUCCAGUCACCCCUCCCAGAGGCUGGGAGGGGGGCCAAGGGCCAGGUGCCCCCGUGGUCCGGCGGGUCCCGCCCCAUCCCGGCGGGCUGAGUCAGGCGGCAGGAACUGGGCGGGGGGCGGCGCCAGGAGGAGCUGAAGCAGGAGCCAGAGUCGCUGGGAGCGAACGCGGAGCCCAGCCCGGCCGGCACCGAGUGGCCCUGGGCCGGCGGGGACACGGGGGGCAAGCACGGAGCUUGGAGGGCUGUCCCGGACUUACCAUGAACUCCAAGAAGAGAGGGAGCCCCGCGCGGACUCAUUCCAUGAUGUCCCUGUCGGUGCGGCCGCAGCGCCGCCUGCUCAGCGCCCGGGUCAAUAGGAGCCAGUCCUUCGCAGGCGUCCUCGGCAGCCAGGAGCGGGGGCCCAGGAGCUUCCCAGCCUUCAGUCCCCCGGGGCCCCCACGGAAGCCCCCAGCGCUCUCCCGAGUGUCCAAGAUGUUUUCAGUGGCGCACCCGGCCCCCAAGGUCCCACAGCCUGAGCGGCUGGACCUGGUGUACACGACGCUCAAGCGAGGCCUGACGGCCUAUUUGGAAGUGCACCAGCAGGAGCAGGAGAAACUCCAAAGACAGAUAAGGGAGUCCAAGAGGAAUUCUCGCCUGGGCUUCCUGUAUGACUUAGACAAGCAAGUCAAGUCCAUUGAACGCUUCCUACGACGGCUGGAGUUCCACGCCAGCAAGAUCGACGAGCUGUACGAGGCAUACUGUGUCCAGCGGCGUCUCCGGGAUGGCGCCUACAACAUGGUCCGUGCCUACAGCACCGGCUCCCCAGGGAGCCGUGAGGCCCGGGACAGCCUGGCCGAGGCUACUCGGGGGCAUCGGGAGUACACAGAGAGCAUGUGCCUGCUGGAGAGUGAGCUGGAAGCACAGCUGGGCGAGUUCCAUCUCCGGAUGAAAGGGCUGGCUGGCUUCGCCAGGCUAUGUGUGGGCGAUCAGUAUGAGAUCUGCAUGAAAUAUGGGCGUCAGCGCUGGAAACUACGGGGCCGCAUAGAGGGUAGUGGAAAGCAGGUGUGGGACAGUGAGGAAACCGUCUUUCUUCCUCUGCUCACGGAGUUCCUGUCCAUCAAGGUGACAGAACUGAAGGGCCUGGCCAACCAUGUGGUUGUAGGCAGCGUCUCCUGUGAGACCAAGGAUCUGUUCGCUGCCCUGCCCCAGGUUGUAGCUGUGGACAUUAAUGACCUCGGCACCAUCAAGCUCAGCCUGGAAGUCACGUGGAGUCCCUUCGACAAGGAUGACCAGCCCUCAGCCGCUUCUACUGUCAACAAGGCCUCCACAGUCACCAAGCGCUUCUCCACCUAUAGCCAGAGCCCACCAGACACGCCCUCACUUCGGGAACAGGCCUUCUAUAAUAUGCUGAGGCGGCAGGAGGAGCUGGAGAAUGGGACAGCGUGGUCCCUGUCGUCCGAAUCUUCCGAUGACUCCUCUAGCCCACAGCUCUCAGGCACUGCACGCCACUCCUCAGCCCCCAGGCCCCUGGUGCAGCAGCCUGAGCCUCUGCCCAUCCAGGUUGCCUUCCGUAGGGCUGAGACCUCCACUUCUGGAACCGUGGAUGAGGAGGGGGCCAUGGCCCCAGCCCUGGCCAAUGGGCAUGCCCCCUACAGCCGGACUCUGAGCCAUAUCAGUGAGGCCAGUGUGGAUGCUGCCCUGGCUGAGGCUUCAGUGGAGGCUGCAGGCCUAGAAAGUCUAGUCCAGGGACCCAGCCCACCUGCACAUCCAGGUCCCACACCUGGGGAGCACCCUAGUCCUGUCCCUUCUGCCCUGGACCCUGGCCAUUCUGCCAUAAGCCCCGCUCUCAGUACAACAGGCCCUGCCCACACAUCUACAGACCCUGCCCCCUCCGCACACCUAGACUCAGUUAACAAGACCAUAAAUUCUAGCUCUCCUGAAUUGCCAGACCCCACCCACACCACUACAAGCGCCACCUCUAGUGUUGUAAGCCCUACCCAUAGUGCUCCAAGCCUUACUCACACUACCACAGUUUCUACCCACAAGACUGUGGUCUCUACCAUCACUAUUACAGGCCCUACCCCCAGUACCACAGGGUCAGUCCAGACCACCACAAGUCCCACCCACAAGCCGAUGCUUUCUACCGUCACUCCUGUAGCUCCUGUCCCCAAUACUACAGACCCAGUCCAGACCACCACAAGCCUCAGCCACACUGUCACAAACCUGACACACACUGUCACAAGCCCCACCAACAAACACGUGAUCUCUACCCUCUCUACUGCAGGCCCUACCCCCAGUACCACACACCCAGCCCAGACUACCACAAGCCCCACCCACACUACUACUAGCCCCACCCAUACUACUGCAAGCCCUACCCAUACCACCAUAAGCCCCACCCACACUGCUACAAGCCCUACCCAUACCAUAACAAGCCCCGCCCAUACCAUAAUAAGCCCUGCCAACACUACUGCAAGCUCUACCCACACCACCACAAGCAGUACCCACACUACUGCAACCCCUACUCACACAGCCAGGAUUUCAACUCACACCGCUACACCCAAUGCUAAGGACCCAGUCCAGAUCACCGGGAGUCCUACCCAUUCUGUCACAAGUCCCACGCUUAUAACUGUAAGCCCUUCCACUUUUCUAGACCUUGCCACGCUCUCCAACCCCUCUGCAAACACAGACCCUCCCCUCCCAGGCAUCGACCCCCUGUCCUGUAGCUACCCAGCCUCCACUUCCUGCACUCAUGCAGACCCCAUAGCCCUCUGCACCUCCCACCCAAGUCCUACCUGCUCCAGUUGGGAACCCCUCACAAGCCCUUCCCCAAAACUCCCAGAAGCCAUCCGUCAGAGCCCAAGUCCCCCUCCCUCACCCCUAGCCCCUGUGCCCCAGCAUUCAGACCCUAGAGUGGCCAGGGCUGCCCAGGCCCCAGUUCCAGGGGCAGCUGGAGGUGCUGGGGACAGGAAACUGGAAGAGGCACUGGGGGCCCUAAUGGCUGCCCUGGAUGACUAUCGUGGCCAGUUUCCUGAGCUGCAGGGCCUGGAGCAGGAGGUGACCCGGCUGGAGAGUCUGCUUAUGCAGAGACAAGGCCUGACUCGCAGCCGGGCCUCCAGUCUUAGCAUCACUGUGGAGCAUGCCCUGGAGAGCUUCAGCUUCCUCAAUGAAGAUGAAGACAAUGACAGUCCUGGGGACAGGCCCCCAAACAGCCCGGAGCCUGGGGCUGAGGACAGCCUCGACUCACCUAGUGCCCGACCCCUCAGCACAGAGUGUCCAGCUCUGGACACUGCCUUGGUCCAGCAUCUGUACCACUGCAGCUGCCUCCUGCUGAAACUGGGCACAUUUGGGCCCCUGCGCUGCCAAGAGGCAUGGGCCCUGGAGCGACUACUACGGGAGGCCCGAGUGCUCGAAGCAGUAUGUGAGCUUAGCAGGCGAUGGGAAAUCCCUGCCACCUCUGCCCAGGAAGUCGUGCAGUUCUCGGCCUCCCGGCCCGGCUUCCUGAUCUUCUGGGACCAAUGUACAGAGGGACUCAGCCCCUUCAUCUGCCCCGUGGAGCGGGUGCUCCUCACCUUCUGCAAUCAGUACGGCGCCCGUCUCUCCCUGCGCCAGCCAGGCUUAGCUGAGGCUGUGUGUGUCAAGUUCCUGGAGGAUGCCCUGGGGCAGAAGCUGCCCCGGAGGCCCCAGUCAGGCCCUGGAGAGCAGCUCACCAUCUUCCAGUUCUGGAGUUACUUCGAAGCCUUGGACAGCUCCUCCAUGGAGGCCUAUGUGACCGAGACUGCCGAGGAGGUGUUACUGGUGCGGAAUCUGAACUCAGAUGACCAGGCUGUGGUGCUGAAAGCCCUGAGGUUGGCACCUGAGGGGCGGCUUCGAAGGGAUGGGCUCCGGGCCCUCAGCUCCCUGCUUGUCCAUGGCAACAACAAGGUCAUGGCUGCUGUCAGCACUCAGCUCCGGAGCCUGUCACUGGGCCCUGCCUUCCGGGAAAGGGCUCUACUCUGCUUCUUGGACCAGCUCGAGGAUGAGGAUGUGCAGAUGAGAGUGGCUGGCUGCUUGGCCCUGGGCUGCAUCAAGGCUCCUGAAGGCAUUGAGCCCCUGGUGUACCUGUGCCAAACGGACACAGAAGCCGUGAGGGAAGCAGCUCGGCAGAGCCUGCAGCAAUGCGGAGAAGAGGGACAGUCUGCCCAUCGACGGCUGGAGGAGUCACUGGAUGCCCUGCCCCGCAUCUUCGGGCCCGGCAGCAUGGCCAGCACGGCAUUUUAAACUCCCCACCCACCGGCCCCCAGUGCCCCUUCCCCCCACUUUCAGGGCUUACCAGGCACUGGCAGGGAGGGUGAGGGCUGGCUCCAGACACUCCUCCCUCACAGAUUCCUAUCAAUGAAAAUCUAAUAUAUUCUCCUUUUGUCCUCGGGGUGGGUAGAGUCAGUGCCGCAGUCAAGUGCCUCCCAGCCUCGGCUCAGCACUCUUGCCAUAGAUCGGUGUCCCGGGCCUGGCCGUCCUGCCUCUGCCCUGUCACGUCCCUUGGUUUUGUAUUUUAUUUACAGAGUUUUACAGAAAAUAAAAAAGCAAAAUGCCUUUCCUACGUA